AUGACGUCCCCGUCUUCUUCCGGCAUUUAUUUCUUUCCCGAGGACGAUGUACCCCCACCUGGAGACCCAAUUCACGCCUUACAACAGGGCCAACCUCCAUCUGUGGGUGCUAUCGGAGUGAACAACUUCCACACGCUACGCUCUACCAAUGCUCCCCAACGGGAUACACAAGCGUACGCCAAUUAUCCACCGCCAAUAGUGCGACAACAAGUCUUCCUCCCUCUUGUCCAAGUCUCGCACCUAUCUCAAAUCCUCACAACAGCCGCUCGGACAACGCUCACACAGACAUUCUACCACCCCGGAAACCGACCGAUUUCAAAAGCAACAUACACAUUCCCGCUGUAUGCAAAUUGCUCCGUCGUUUCCUUCGUUUGCAGAGUCGGUGAAAGAAAAGUUAUCACCGGCGUCGUCAAGCCGAAGGAAGUUGCGAAGCAGACAUAUGAGAGUGCGACCAGAAGUGGGCAGAUGGCUGGGCUGUUGGAGUACCAUACUUCCGAUGUUUUCACCACUAGUAUUGGGAAUAUACCCGCUGGUGUGAAGAUUAAG
Molecule: messenger RNA, 546 nt
Organism: Tuber aestivum (summer truffle)
Lineage: Eukaryota; Fungi; Ascomycota; Pezizomycetes; Pezizales; Tuberaceae
Source: the annotation of a GenBank genome assembly